This is a messenger RNA of Cercocebus atys (sooty mangabey), 1743 nucleotides long. It is a transcript of the gene UFD1, whose product is annotated as ubiquitin fusion degradation 1 like (yeast). Gene Ontology annotation, molecular function: polyubiquitin modification-dependent protein binding. The record is from RefSeq and is a predicted model, not a curated record. The coding region runs from base 122 to 922 and encodes 266 amino acids. The transcript is spliced from 12 exons. Gene Ontology annotation, cellular component: VCP-NPL4-UFD1 AAA ATPase complex. Lineage: Eukaryota; Metazoa; Chordata; Mammalia; Primates; Cercopithecidae.
GGUGAGCCUCUGGGGCGUACCGGCUUGGCGCGGCGGAGGCGGCGGAGGCUGGGAGAGCGGUUGGCGGAGUACGUUCGUCGUAUUGCCUGAGAGAAGCGGAGUCUCCGAGGUGGUGUCCAUCAUGUUCUCUUUCAACAUGUUCGACCACCCGAUUCCCAGGGUCUUCCAAAACCGCUUCUCCACACAGUACCGCUGCUUCUCUGUGUCCAUGCUAGCAGGGCCUAAUGACAGGUCAGAUGUGGAGAAAGGAGGGAAGAUAAUUAUGCCGCCCUCAGCCCUGGACCAACUCAGCCGACUUAAUAUUACCUAUCCCAUGCUGUUCAAACUGACCAAUAAGAAUUCGGACCGCAUGACGCAUUGUGGCGUGCUGGAGUUUGUGGCUGAUGAGGGCAUCUGCUACCUCCCACACUGGAUGAUGCAGAACUUGCUUUUGGAAGAAGGUGGCCUGGUCCAGGUGGAGAGUGUCAACCUUCAAGUGGCCACCUACUCCAAAUUCCAGCCUCAGAGCCCUGACUUCCUGGACAUCACCAACCCCAAAGCCGUAUUAGAAAAUGCACUUAGGAACUUUGCCUGUCUGACCACCGGGGAUGUGAUCGCCAUCAACUAUAAUGAAAAGAUCUACGAACUGCGUGUGAUGGAGACCAAACCUGAUAAGGCAGUGUCCAUCAUUGAGUGUGACAUGAACGUGGACUUUGAUGCUCCCCUGGGCUACAAAGAACCUGAAAGACAAGUCCAGCAUGAGGAGUCGACAGAAGGUGAAGCCGACCACAGUGGCUAUGCUGGAGAGCUGGGCUUCCGCGCUUUCUCCGGCUCUGGCAAUAGACUGGAUGGAAAGAAGAAAGGGGUGGAGCCCAGCCCCUCCCCAAUCAAGCCUGGAGAUAUUAAAAGAGGAAUUCCCAAUUAUGAAUUUAAACUUGGAUGAAGCUGGAGGCAGAUUCGUCGCUUUCUCUGGGGAAGGACAGUCAUUGCGUAAGAAGGGAAGAAAGCCCUAAGUGAGGACUGUUGGCUGACUGGAAAAUAAUAAAAGAAUAAAUUGCAACAUCUUGGCUUUUAGUUACUGGCACUGACAGGGAUGAGCCUCAUCAGAAUACUCUGUUACUUAAGAUUUGCUUAGAGUUACCUAAGAAUUAUCAAGUUUUACUUGAAGUGGAGCAGCAGGACUUUGUAGUUGUACGCUUGAUUUGGGGAAAGACAAAGAGCUGUCCCUGAGGGCCUGUAGGCAGCUGCCGCCUCACCUCUUCAUGCUUUCAGCUUGAGGGGGGCUCCCACUGCCUCAGCAGGAGCAAUUCUGUAUCCCUAAUUCUGUCAAAACCAAUGGAGGUGACUAAAUUGUCUAACAUGAAGUGUUCUUUCUUUUUCAUUUAUCCUUUCUUUUCCUAGGUCAGUUGCAUAGGUGUCAGUCUUUGGCCUAAAAAAAGGGUUUAAAUAGACGUGUGUUCUAUAAAUAGUGGCUGUCCCACUACUGUGGCUGCAAUUUAAGUAUUUGACAAAGAAUGUUUCUAUUUUUAUUUUCCAUAUUUUUUUCAAAAACAUCACUCAGAAAAACCUGAUCUGAAUGAGUUUACACUUUUAUUCUCAUUUCAUAUGGACAUAACUGGCUCCUUAGUGAACCUGUUCAUAGUGAAACAACUCCACGGAGAAGCAAACGUGAAUGUUGGAAUGAACAAAUGCUAAAGAGAUGUUCCUCUCUUUCUUCCCUACUCCCCCACUCCUAAUUUUAAUUUAUUAAAUCAUCCAAGCUUC